AUGCAGACACCUUAUUUUCUUUUUGUUGCAGCCUUGGUACUGUUGCACUUUAUCGCAACUAGCUCAGCUAGCAUAAUUGUAGCCAACAACCAAAACAACACUGUUGAUCUGAAUGCUCUUCUUGCCUUCAAAGCCGCCAUUUUCGAUCCCCAAAGGAUCAUUCCAACCAACUGGUCCACUUCUACCUCUGUUUGCAACUGGAUUGGAAUCACUUGUAAUGCUCGUCAUCACAGAGUCGCAGCCAUCAACCUUUCUUACAUGGGAAUUGUAGCAACCAUACCUCCAGAACUGGGAAAUCUUUCUUUUCUAGUCUGGCUAAAUGUUAGGAAUAACAGCUUUCAUGAACAUCUUCCAACCGAGCUAUCUCGUCUGCGCCGAUUGAAGUACAUCAACUUGGAAGGUAAUGCCUUUGAGGGCGAACUUCCGUCAUGGUUGGGAGGUUUGAGUGCACUCCAAUACUUAUCCUUCCGAGAUAACGGAUUUUCGGGUUCUAAUUUCACAAAGUUAGAGACCAUCAGGUUGGGUUUCAACUUUUUUACUGGAAAUCUUUCCGAAGAAUUCAGCGCUCUACCGAAAUUGACAGUUUUGGACAUUCAACAUAACCAACUUGCAGGCCCUCUGCCACAGGCUCUGUUUAACCUCUCCUCAUUGCAAAUAAUUGGUUUUACGAAUAAUAGCUUAUCGGGUUACCUUCCAGCACAUAUCUGCGAUUAUCUCCCACAACUUCAAGGGCUUUACUUAUCACUUAAUAACUUUGAAGGUGAAAUUCCAUCAGGCAUCGGAGAAUGCUCAGGACUCCAAGUUUUAUCCUUGUCUUACAACAAAUUCCGAGGAUAUAUACCAAAUGGAGUUUGGAAUCUAACCACGCUUACAGAAAUAUAUUUGGGUGGGAACGACCUGACAGGUAUAAUACCUCAAGAGGUUGGUAAUCUUAGCAAGUUGGAACAACUAGGCUUGGCCGAGAAUAGAUUGAGAGAUCCCAUCCCGCUGAAACUUUUCAAUAGUUCAACUGUACGAGUUAUUUCUCUCGCGGAUAAUGAUUUAUCAGGCGAGCUUCCAUCAACUAUAGGUGUUUUCUUACCCAAUCUUGAGGAACUCCACCUUUGGGGAAAUGAAUUCACUGGAACUAUACUAGGUGCGUUUGCUUCUAUAGAAUUAGAAUUGAAUUAG
Coffea arabica (coffee) is the source of this 1170-nucleotide messenger RNA. The record is from RefSeq and is a predicted model, not a curated record. NCBI's taxonomy places the organism in Eukaryota, Viridiplantae, Streptophyta, Magnoliopsida, Gentianales, Rubiaceae.